Molecule: messenger RNA, 796 nt
Organism: Fimicolochytrium jonesii
Lineage: Eukaryota; Fungi; Chytridiomycota; Chytridiomycetes; Spizellomycetales; Powellomycetaceae
Exons: 2
Coding region: 99-608 (169 amino acids)
Source: RefSeq, a predicted model, not a curated record
UGUUCGCUUGGUUCCAGGACCCCGUUGACUACCUUGCGGAGUUUCUGUUCAAGCACAACCCUGGAAAUGCAUGAUAGGGAGGGAAAGAAUCCGUGUAUAUGUACACUGUGCAUCAUAUGUCAAAUGACUAUCCACCACUGUAUACAUAUCGUUGCAAACCUUGGCUUCUUGAGCGUUGCUGCAUGCCACAUGUCCAUUCGUAUGUGUUAUAUUCUCUCAAAGGGGCGAAAAAGCAACUCGGUGGCGUGAUGCCGUCAAUAAUGGGAGAAGUGUCGGAAGCCGCCAUGUCUCAGAACCGCCACGUCCGAAGGUUGGUGCGACACCCGACCAGGGCAUGGAGCGUGACAAGUUCCACUUGGUACUUUCUGCCCGCCGUUGCGGCGAUGCCCUUAACGUUCCUGCCGCUUCAACGUAUACCACUUUGCAUGUGGCUGCAAAGACGGAUGACCCAAGAUGGUAAAGUGCCUAAGUGGGCCCAAUCCAACAUGAACGCCUCGUGCACGCUAAGGAAAGACGCCUAUGGAUAUGUAGGCCUGGCCAGAGCCGUCUUGGGCGUCGUUGCCAUUGUUGUCAGACGGCGGGAGGGAGGAGAUGGGCUGGAGCGGUAACGACAGUGGUGGAGCGCCAGUAGGCGGGGUCGAGUCUGCUGUUGAUGUGGACGGGAAGAGAGCGCCCAGCGGGAUAAUGGCGUAGGGCGAUUCUGCAGCUGUGUACAUUGUUCGAAGUAAGCGAAGAGUGCGGUAUUGGGGUAGAUCUUGCUACAUAUGAUGGCGUGUGAGAAAAACAGCAAUGGAUC